AUGAAAGGCGCCGUAUUGAUAAUCUUCUCCUGCUUCGGUGCACUCAAUGCUAAACCGUUUGGUUUAGGUCUAGGUGGUAUUGGAGUGGGCGGGUUAGGAUUGGGGUCGGGUCUAGGAAUGGGUGCUGGGUUAGGACUGGGCGGUCUAGGUAUGGGCUUAGGCGGUAUGAACAGUGGCUUCGCUAACGGUGGUGGAUUCGGAGGUCAACAGUAUGGUGGUGGGUCAAGUGGCAUAGGCAACCAGGGUUAUCAAAGUUCUGGUGCUGGUGGUUACCAUAACAUUGGGAGUCACCAUAACAGUGUUUCAUCGGUGAAUCAAGUGGACAACUCCGAAUUCCACAACGUCGGUGGUGGAUCAGCAAUGGACAACGGUGGUUAUUCUGGCAACGGUUAUAACGGUUAUCAGAACGGAGGUUCUCAAUUUGGAAAUGGUUUCGGAUCCGGCCAAAGCCAAGGGAUGAUGAUUUAA
Leptosia nina is the source of this 468-nucleotide messenger RNA. The record is from the annotation of a GenBank genome assembly. Lineage: Eukaryota; Metazoa; Arthropoda; Insecta; Lepidoptera; Pieridae.